CAACAGACUCUACCGUGCUCCGUUUCUGCGUCGAAAGCAGUUUGCUCACCACUGUCUAAACGGCUUUCAUAGAACGAGCAGACGUGUUGCGAGCGCGGCAAAAGCAACAAGUAUUGUCAUGAACCUCCCGAGCGAAUACAGGAAGCUGGUUUGCGUUAGGGUAGCUCCCAACUUCCGAGAAGCGGUGUCUGUCGUCACGGAACGGACACCUAAACUGGAGCGCGACGAGGUUUUCCUGAAGACCAAGUACGCCGGUAUCAACGCUUCGGACGUGAACGUCACUUCGGCAAGGUACAGUGAAGCGACACCGCCGUUUAACGUCGGCAUCGAGUCCGUGGCCGAAGUGGUUGCCGUCGGCGAUGACGUCAAGCAUCUCCCCGUCGGCAGUGCGGUGGCUACAAUCAACGUGCCUGGUUUUGGCGCUUUCUCCGAGUAUCAACGUAUCCUGGCGUCGAAGGCGUUUCCGAUUCCGAAAGCAGUGCCUGAAGCUAUACCGCUGCUAAUAAGUGGACUGACGGCUGCAAUCGGCUUGGACGAGCAAGGUAGAAUAAAAGAGGGCGAAACCGUCUUAAUAACCGCAGCCGCCGGCGGGCUGGGCCACCUCGCCGUGCAGUGGGCCAAGGCUGCGAAAUGCCACGUCAUCGGCACAUGUUCCUCGCCGGAGAAGGAGGUGUACCUCAAGAGCAUCGGUUGCGACAAAGUCAUAAACUACAAGACACAUGACCUAGGCGCGGAACUAGAAAAGAGCUACCCAAACGGUGUGGACGUCGUCUGGGAGACCAUCGGUGGCAAGACGUUCGAAGUCCUCCUUAAUCAUCUGAACAUCAGGGGAAGACUUGUGGUAGUGGGCGCCAUUACAGGGUACCAGGGCACCAACAAGGCUCUUCCUGAUGUGAAACUCGAGGACUUGCCUUCUAAGCUGCUAAUGCGUUCUGCCAGUGUCAGCGGAUUUUUCCUCCCGCAAUACUAUCAUCUAUUUCCAGAAUAUGUGGCAAAGCUUCAGAAAAUGCUGCAGGAUGGCACGAUCUCUCCUAAGGUGGAUUUCGGGCUCAACGCAGUUGGAGGCGACCUGAAGGGGCUUGACGGCUGCGUUCGGGGCGUCGAGUACCUCUACACCGGAAAGAGCGUCGGCAAGGUAGUUGUGAAGUUGGACGAGUACGCAUAGACUUUAAAACGUAUUAUAUCAAAAAGACUGUCACUUCACAAGUUCUAGUAAUGCAACGCUGGACCCAGGCAUGUUUUUGUGUUGGUAAAGAUUAUAUUGUGUGAAAUAAAGAGAAAUGUGGGAAUUAGUCAUAAAAUAUUA
Messenger RNA from Ixodes scapularis (black-legged tick), 1306 nucleotides. Its product is annotated as prostaglandin reductase 3. The transcript has a single exon. The coding region runs from base 119 to 1165 and encodes 348 amino acids. Gene Ontology annotation, molecular function: zinc ion binding; oxidoreductase activity. The record is from RefSeq and is a predicted model, not a curated record. Lineage: Eukaryota; Metazoa; Arthropoda; Arachnida; Ixodida; Ixodidae. Gene Ontology annotation, cellular component: mitochondrion.